Molecule: messenger RNA, 2256 nt
Organism: Chrysemys picta bellii (western painted turtle)
Lineage: Eukaryota; Metazoa; Chordata; Testudines; Emydidae
Gene: LNPK
Product: lunapark, ER junction formation factor
Biological process (GO): endoplasmic reticulum tubular network organization
Cellular component (GO): endoplasmic reticulum tubular network
Source: RefSeq, a predicted model, not a curated record
CGGGCUCGGGGAGCGGCGAUUGGCUGCGCGCGGCGCGCGGUGUUUGAUGGGAGAGCAGCUGGGCGGUCUGCGGCCCUGUCAGCGGCGGCGGGAGGCGGCGGAGGUGACAGCAGGAUGCGCGGGGCAGGCCCGCGGCAGCUGUGAAUUCCAUCAGAAGAUUGUUAUAAGCAACCAAAACAACCAAUUUCCACAAAUUAAAAAAUGGGUGGACUAGUGUCCCGAUGGAGGCAGGCAAAGCCUUCGACAGUAGAAGUGUUGGAGAAAAUUGAUAAGGAAAUCCAAGCAUUAGAAGAAUUUAGAGAAAAAAAUCAGAGGCUACAGAAGCUAUGGGUUGGAAGACUACUUCUCUACUCAUCAGUUCUUUAUCUUAUUACUUGUUUAAUUGUAUAUUUGUGGUAUCUUCCUGAUGAAUGGACAGCAAGGCUGAUUAUGAUGCUUCCAUUUUUUGCAUUUCCAUUGAUAAUCUGGUUUAUAAGAACAGUGCUCAUUUUCUUCUUUUCCAAAAGAACAGAAAGAAACAGUGAAGCAUUAGAAGAGCUAAAAUCCCAAAAGAAAAAAAUACUUGAAGAAGUAAUGGAAAAGGAAACUUAUAAGACUGCUAAAUUAAUUCUUGAAAGGUUUGAUCCAGAUUCUAAGAAGGCAAAGGAGGUUGAACUGCCAUCUGCUGGAGCAUCUGCAACUCCAAGACCUGGACAAGAAAUUCGUCAGCGGACCCCAGCUCAAAGAAAUGUCUCUGCAGCCACCCCAGUAAGCCCUAAACAGGGAUCUCCCAAAGCUCCAGGUCCACUAGCAGCAUCUCCUGGUCUGCAAAGGGACGCUUCAGCUCCUGGUGGACCUCCAGAAAGAACCGUUGCACCAGCCUUACAGUCAAAUGUGUUACCAAGACGUCCUGGAUCCCCUGCUACUUCAAUGCCUGGAAUGGGUCUCCAUCCACCAGGCCCUCCUUUAGCAAGACCUAUUCUUCCUCGAGAAAGGGGAGCUUUGGAUAGAGUUGUUGAAUACUUAGUUGGUGAUGGUCCACAGAACAGGUAUGCCCUUAUAUGUCAACAGUGUUUUUCUCAUAAUGGUAUGGCUCUGAAGGAGGAAUUUGAAUACAUUGCAUUUAGGUGUGCAUACUGCUUUUUCCUGAAUCCUGCAAGAAAAACUAGACCGCAAGCUCCACGACUCCCAGACUUCAGCUGUGAAAAGAGGCAGCCAACAGAAUUGCUGACUACGGUUGAACCUUUGCAUUCUGGAGGGGUAAAACUUCAGGAGAAUCCACCAAGGGAAGAACCCAUAGAACAAAUUACACAUAUUAUUGAGGCAGACCAGAUAGAUGGUGAGGCAUCGAGUACUGAGCAGCAAGGGGUUGAAUUAUCUGAAGAGGCUGUGAAAGAAGAAACAACAAAUGAAAGUGAACCUUCAGUUACGAAAAUCGAUUCCGCUGUUCCAACUGAACAAAGUGAUGAGUCUGUCCCAGAAUAAGUACUUCAAGUGCCUUCUGUAGCUAGUUCUUUUAGCUUUGUUCAUGCCAGUUGUUACUCUUCAGGUGGGCUUUUUGAAAAUGGUACAAAUUAAAAUCUUUCUUGAGCUCAGACUGCCUCACUACCACAGUACGUCGAAGCUAUGUGCACUACUGGAUAUUGAAAAUUAAGCAUGUAUUCUUUCAGUGAGCUAAUGCACUGCAGAAUGUACAGUUGGUUGAAGUCUAACACAAUCACAGGUCGCUUUAGCUUAGUUUUGUAUAUUUGAAAACUAAAAUUUACCUACAGGGUUAUUUUCCAUACACUUAACCAAAUGCAUACUAAGUUUUAGGUAUUGAACAUAAGCUGCAGUAAUUAGCAACAACUUAUCUAGUGGAGUUUUGGUUUUGUGAACUUUUAGGAUUUUUUUUUUAAUGUUUACCCAUUAAAAUUGAUUGAAUGACUUUUAAAUAUCUAGAUGUUUACAGGCUAAAAUGUCUUUAGGCAUUCAGCUUAAGCAGUGUGAAAGUGUCAUAACUGUAACAGCUUAGUCAUUGUCUUAACUUUUUUGACAGAAUGCAGUUAAACAGCACUAAGCUGUAUUGUAACUCCUUUGGCAUUACCUGUGUGCAGAUGGGCCGAAGGCACAUGAUAUACAAAAUUAGUUUGUGUUUACAUAAGGUAUAGGAAGUCUCUACUUGACUGUACUUGAAUACUGAGCGUUAUUUAUACCUGUAUAAUAAUGACAAUAUAUAAGUGAAUUUUGUGCCUUUGUGUUUUUUGUUAAAGGAAAAUAAAGACUAUCUAGCAACAA